AUGCCAGUCGUGAACAACAAUGAUGCGACCUCACGUGAAGCGAGCCAUCUUCAAUCCAAGAUCCUUCACAAGACUCUGAAGUGCUCAGUCAAUGACCAGAGAGAAUGGUGGCGAAAGACGGGGCCUUUACUAGCCAGUCUGAUGACUUCAGCUGGCUACACGAGCCAGUCACAAUACCAGUACCUGAUGUUCUUUUACAGAUCCGUCGUCCCGUGCCUAGGGCCAUAUCCUCAGACAUACCGCAGUGCCAUGACUCACAAUGAACUUCCUCUGGAGCUCAGCAUCAAUUUCCAACAGUUAGGCGGUUCCAAACCAGUCAUUCGAGUCGCGGUGGAACCUGUGACAUCCCUUUCUGGGACGGAAGAGGAUCCUUAUAAUAUGAGCCCUAUCGGUGACUACCUCUCUCAGUUAGAAGAUAUCAAUGUUGAGGGAUAUGAUGACCGUGUAUUCAAACACUUUUAUCCAAAGCAUACCUUGGACAAGGCCGAAUGCCAAAAGCUGCAGGACCAGAAUGAAGCGAUACGUGAGCGUUCUCAAGCAGCUUUUGGUUUUGAUCUCAAACCCAACGGCAUCUCUGUGAAAGGAUACACUUUCCCGGGCGUGAAAUGUCAUGCAGCUGACACAGACCUAUGCUCUGUUGCCAUUGGGUCCGUUCAGGAAUACCUUGGAGAUGCCGACCCCUACGGCACAUUAAACAUGAUCAAAGAUUAUGUCGAAACGACUGAUGAAAGGGUCAAUUUCGGAUUUGUUUACUCAAAUGACUGCAUCGCCCCAGAGAAAUCUCGCCACAAGCUAUAUGGCCGCACCAAAGACAUGUCUUGGAGCAAAGUUCGGGAUACCUGGUCUCUCGGCGGGCGUAUCAAUUCACCCGAGUCGGAAAAGGGUCUUGAAUACCUUGAGAGACUGUGGAAGGUGUUGCAGAUUGGCGAUGAUACCCACCCUCUUGGUGUUCAUCUGGUAUACAAUUACGAAACGAAGGCUGGUCUUCCUGUCCCAGCUACCAAAGUAUACUUCCCGGUCUAUGGUCUCAAUGACCAGAGCAAUGUCCGUGCCAUCGCCCAAUACCUCACUGAGAUUGGACUGAAUGUAUAUGGGGAUGCAUAUGAGCAAUCUGUGCGAGACAGUUUCCCCGGGUUCGAAAUAAAGGAAACAGAUCGCCUUCUUUGCUGGGUAUCAUUCGCCUAUACGGAGAAGACGGGGGUAUACCUAAGCGUUUAUUAUCACUCUUCGCUUGAUUACUCUUAG
Messenger RNA from Penicillium cosmopolitanum, 1245 nucleotides. RefSeq names its product aromatic prenyltransferase. Gene Ontology annotation, molecular function: transferase activity, transferring alkyl or aryl (other than methyl) groups. NCBI's taxonomy places the organism in Eukaryota, Fungi, Ascomycota, Eurotiomycetes, Eurotiales, Aspergillaceae. Gene Ontology annotation, biological process: alkaloid metabolic process. The coding region runs from base 1 to 1245 and encodes 414 amino acids. The record is from RefSeq and is a predicted model, not a curated record. The transcript is spliced from 2 exons.